AUGGGGAGAAUUAUUGGUGAAGAUUUAUCUAUUCAAGGGGUGCUCAUCAAGUUUGCCACAAGAGAUGGAGAUUCAACGUCAGCUACCGGAAUUGAAGAGGCAAUGAGAACUUUACAUCCUAUGUGGAAAAUUGAAAAACUAGCUGACCCAGCCCAUCUUAGUGCAUCUCAGUUCCACCAAUGUUGUAAGGCUAAUUUAAGCCACAUAAUGUUCAGGGGUAAAACAAACGUUUUAAAAACAAAUCAAAAGAAAACUUUGAGCCAGGAUAUAAAAUCCAGGAUGCCUAAGCGAAAUCGUUCGUAUGUGGAUGAGGAUGAUAUUGUUCCGACGACAGCUGAGGACAGGUUGACUAAUAUUAUGCUCCAAAAAAUGCUUAGACGUGGGUUGUUAUUAAAUACUGCUGCUUCUUCCACCAGUCAGUCUCCUACAUCAGCUGUUAAUUCUUCCACUGUUCAGUCUAUCUCGACAACUACAUUUCAAACAACUCAAGCUUCACCCAGUACCAAUCAGAAUUUUCCUGAGGCUAUGGAAAUGGUAACCUCUGUUGAGUCAAUACCUGUCAAUAGUCAAGUUUUGCAUUCGUCUGUGGCAGAAACAGUGUCUGUAACAAACGCUCUCGACCCAUCUCCUAGACUUCCAGUGCCUAGUGUGAAUAAUCAAGAAUUAAUCCUGUACUGGUGGGUAAUAUGCCUCAUAGUCAGCAAUCUCUGUCAGUAUAUGCAUGUAUGCUCUAAAUGUGGGUUCAAUCAUGCAGCUAUUAAUUGUUUUGCUAAACGUACUCGCCAACAAUCUCAACCUCAAUCUCCUCAGGCCGAUAAUAAAGCGGUGGCUGUCGAUUCACUCUAA
Lottia gigantea (owl limpet) is the source of this 846-nucleotide messenger RNA. RefSeq lists its product as hypothetical. The record is from RefSeq and is a predicted model, not a curated record. NCBI's taxonomy places the organism in Eukaryota, Metazoa, Mollusca, Gastropoda, Lottiidae. The transcript is spliced from 2 exons. The coding region runs from base 1 to 846 and encodes 281 amino acids.